Messenger RNA from Closterium sp. NIES-65, 1689 nucleotides. NCBI's taxonomy places the organism in Eukaryota, Viridiplantae, Streptophyta, Zygnematophyceae, Desmidiales, Closteriaceae. The record is from the annotation of a GenBank genome assembly.
AUGCACAAGAUUCGCACUUUACCCUCUCAUCGUUCUCUCCCUCUUUGCACUCUUCCCCUCCCUUCAUUCGCCCCCUCUUCGCAUUCUCCCCCUCCCGUCAUUCUCCCCAUCCCCCCAUUCUCACUAUUGAGGCGCCUCUCCCCCUCCCCGCAUGCUUCCCGUCCGCUCAUUCUCCCCCGCCCCUCACCCUGCCCGUCCUCGCGUUCACCCCCUCUUCGCAUCCUCACAUUUCACUACAUCGCAUCGCAUCAGAUGGAUGCCCUGGAGAGCAGAAGCACUGGCAAGAGCAAUCCUCCCGUAAUUCCUCCCCAAAUUCCCCUCUCCGCAUUCCUCCCCUUCAUUCUCCCCUACUCCGCGUUCUCACAUUUCACGGCAUCGCAUCGCAUCAGAUGGAUGGAUGCCCUGGAGAGCAAACUUUUGAGUCCCCUUUCAGGCGCCUCUCCCUCUCCCCUCAUUCCUCCCUUCCCCGCAUUCUCCCCCCCCCCGCAUCCUCACAUUUCACUACAUCGCAUCGAGCAGAAGCACUGGCAAGAGCAGUCCUCCGCUAAUUCCUCCCCAAAUUCCCCUCUCCGCAUUCCUCCCCUUCAUUCUCCCCUACUCCGCGUUCUCACAUGGAUGCACUGGCAUCGCUGCAUCGCAUCAGAUGGAUGCCCUGGAGAGCAGAGGCACUGGCAAGAGCAGUCCUCCCCUAAUUUCUCCCCGAGUUCCCCUCUCCGCAUCCCUUCCCUCAAUCCCUUCCCCGCAUCCUCACAUUUCACUGCAUCGCAUCAGAUGGAUGCCCUGGAGAGCAGAGGCACUGGCAAGAGCAGUCCUGGCGGAACUAGAAAAGGGCGGCCUCGGCCAGUGGUGUUCAUGUCGUUUUCUGGAGGGUACAAGGCCUGCCAGUGGAAGAUCAUGGAGGUACGCCAGAACAGUGGUGGUGUUGUCGUUUUCCCUGUGAGCAAAAUCAGAGAAUGCACACCAGCCCUACUCACUGCCCCCUGCGCUGUCCCUCUUGCUGUCUCUCAUGCUGUUCCUCAUCCUUUUUCUCUCACAUUCAUCGUCUCUAUUGACAUUGUCUUCGACUCCUCUCCCGUUGACUUCACAUCAGACCUCGGCGUCAGGUUCCUCUCCCGCCCUCCACCCGUAACUGCUCAACCGCCCCCCACCCCUCAACCGUCCGCCACCUCCCAGCCACCCCUCACCCCUCAAAGCGUUGGUUCUGCUCCUGCCUCUGCUGCUUCUCCUGCUACUACUCCUGCUCCUACAGCAGCACCCAAGCAGCCCGGGUCUGUGCGGCACACGUUGGUGCGGUCGGCGGCUGUGGUGCUGGACUGGCUGCUGCUCCCCGAGUUUGAGAGGCAGCGAGCAGCACAGUGGACGGCCCUUCUCCACUGCUCGCCCCUGGCGCGGGUGCUGCUGCUGUGCAGCACGGACGACCAGCUGGCUCCCAUCGGGUUCAUUCGCCAGUAUGAGAGAGAGGCAGCGGCGAGGGGCACGGCACGCCCUAGCCUCCGUCUUCUCUUGCACCCGCAUACCCCAUCACCCCUGGCGCCAGUGCUGCUGCUGUGCAGCACGGACGACCAGCUGGCACCUAUUGAGUUCAUCUGGAAGUAUGAGAGAGAGGCAGUGGGGAGGGGCGCGGUAUUGACGAAGGUGGAAUGGAGCACAUCGGAGCAUGUUGGUGAGUGGGGAAGGGAUUUGGGAUAG